AUGUUUACAGUUUCUAAAAAAAAUUCAGAAGAUUGUAUUUUCUGCCGUAUUACUGGUACUAUAAUAUUUGGAAGUGUAUCAUUUUAUUCUUUUUUAAAAUUUUUGCAAGCUGAAAAAAAAAGUGGUGACAAAAGAUUUUUUGGUUUUAUUUCCAUUUGUUUCAGUUUUUUAGCUUUAUAUAGAGCUACAAAUCCAGCGAAAUCUCUUUUAAAUAAGGAAAAUAAAAAUGUUAAAUAA
Messenger RNA from Plasmodium gallinaceum, 237 nucleotides. Its product is annotated as conserved Plasmodium protein, unknown function. Lineage: Eukaryota; Apicomplexa; Aconoidasida; Haemosporida; Plasmodiidae. The record is from RefSeq and is a predicted model, not a curated record. The transcript has a single exon. Bases 1 to 237 code for a protein of 78 amino acids.